Messenger RNA from Thermothielavioides terrestris NRRL 8126, 1547 nucleotides. RefSeq lists its product as uncharacterized. NCBI's taxonomy places the organism in Eukaryota, Fungi, Ascomycota, Sordariomycetes, Sordariales, Chaetomiaceae. The record is from RefSeq and is a predicted model, not a curated record. Gene Ontology annotation, molecular function: FAD binding; monooxygenase activity. Gene Ontology annotation, biological process: secondary metabolite biosynthetic process. Bases 103 to 1434 code for a protein of 443 amino acids. The transcript has 3 exons.
CACUAUAUACCCCCAACAGCAACCUUUUGCCAGCAUUCAUAUCUGUCCGCAAUAGGCAUUCAUUCACAUUCUCGCGGGCGAGAUCACCGCCAAAUCGCUGCAAUGGCGGACGUCCGGGAUCUUCGCAUCGUCAUCAUCGGUGCAGGCAUGGGGGGCCUGGGAACAGCCCUGGCCUUUGCCAAGAAGGGGUUCAAGCACAUCGACGUCUUCGAGACGGCGUCGAAUCUGGGCUUCGUCGGCGCCGGCAUCCAGAUGCCGCCCAAUGUCGUCCGCGUGCUCAGCCGGCUCGGAUGCUGGGACGAGAUCUUCGCCGAGGCGACCAACGUCAAGGCCACCAGCAUAAGGCAGGGGAGCACGAACGCCGAGCUCUCACACGUCGAGAUGCCGGACAUUGAAGAGAAAUACGGCUUCCCCCACUGCACGGGACACCGGUCGUCGCUGGCGGGCGGCCUGUUCAACGGGUGCAAGAAGGAGAGUGCGAUUAAGUUCCACUUCUCAACGGCGCUGGUCCGGGUCAACUCGUUCGCCGGCAAGCCGGUCAUCACGCUCAAGCCGCGCGACGGCGACGAGUACACGCUCGAGACGGACAUCCUGCUGGCGGCGGACGGCAUCAAGUCGGUGACGCGCACGCAGAUGCUCGCCGAGCUGGGCACCGAGGCGCAGGAGGAGGACACGGGCCAGGCCGCCUACCGCAUCAUGCUCAAGCGGUCCGAGAUGGAGCACGACCCGGAGAUGCUGGCGCUGCUCGACAGCGACACGGUGGUGCGCUGGGUCGGCGAGAAGCGGCACAUCAUCGCCUACCCGGUCAGCAACAAGCAGAUCUACAACCUGUCGUCGGCCCAGCCCGACGUCAACUUCGCGUCCGCCACCAACGCGACCUACACGACCAAGGGGUCCAAGGCGGCCAUGCUCAAGGUGUACGAGGACUUCUGCCCGCUCGUGCACCGCAUGCUCAACCUGGUGCCCGACGGCGAGGUGUGCGAGUGGAAGCUGCGGUCGCACAAGCCGCUGCCGACGUGGGUGCACGGGUCGGUGGCGCUGCUGGGCGACGCGUGCCACCCGACGCUGCCGCACCUGAGCCAGGGCGCGGCGAUGGCGAUCGAGGACGGCGCCGUCCUGGCCGAGGUCGUCAGCAAGAUCCCCGCGGACAAGGCCCGCGACCCCGGGACGAUCACCAAGGCGCUCAAGGUGUACGAGCUGCUGCGCAAGCCGCACUGCACCGCCCUGGUCGACCUGGCGGCCCACUCGGGCCGCAUCCUGCACCUCGGGGAGGGCAAGGCCAAGGAGGAGCGGGAUCGCGAGUUCGCCCAGAACGGCAAGCUGGGCACGGUCCCCGACAAGUGGGCCAGCCCGGACGUCCAGAAGAUGAUCUACUCGCACGACUGCGUCAAGGAGGCCGUCGAGAACUUUGAUCGGCUGUUCGCCACUUUGUGAGCUUUUUUUCUGUUUGUAUUCCUUGUCGUUUCGGGCGCAGGGCCGUUUCGCAUACAAAAUGCUUUGUGUAUCCUUAGGAAAGCAUGUUGAUCCUCUCGGUAUGGAAUACAUCG